GUUUAAGUCGCCGAAAACUUCAGAGUCAAUUCGGCCAUUAACUAAAUUUGACACACACAAAAAAAACGACUCACUGUGAAGUCGACGAACGCACACUCGAAGUCCGGCUAUAACGCCAUUACUCAAUCCUUAAAUCGCUCUCCUGUCCUGUUUUCUCAGAGUCCAGGUAGAAACGACUCCACCCUAAAGAGGCGGAGGAGGGACCUACAGGUUCAGAACCCGUCUGCUGUGUCCAACAGUCCACCCUGCAGGUGUUUCUCGUCAAAUGUACGUCCAAGCACUUUAAAAACAACAGCGCCAUCAGUGUCCGCCAGGGGGCAACAUUCGAGAAAUCGACGAUGUCGCAUCAGUGAAACUGUUCCGGGUUUCAUCCGCGGCCGUAAACAACAACAACGUGAGGACGAAGCUAGGGCGGUGAGACUUCUCCUUCCAGUAGGAUCAGCCGGUCAGCACGCCGGCUGUCAUCUCGACACCCCGUUUCCGUGUUUAUUCCUGAACAUAUUUAGCCGGCGUGUGGUCCUGCUCGGUCAUGUCGUUCCUCCGGACUGCGGCUCGCAGCUGCAGAGGUCUGGCCGCUCUGCGCCGCGUGUCCGCCGGCUACACCGCCUCCAGAACCACCGCUACGUACGUCCAGGGCCAGAGCCCCGACCCACGCAUCCGAGAGUACUUCUACUACAUCGACCACCAAGGACAGCUUUUCCUCGAUGACACUAAAGUGAAGAACUUUGUCACCUGCUUCAAAGAUAAACAGUUCCUGGUCUUCUUCUUCAGUCGUCUGCGAUCAAAUCAGAGCGGGCGGUAUGAGGAGGACUUCCCCUUCCUGUCCCUGUGCGGGAGGGAGAGGAACUUCGUGCGCUGCGACGACCGACCUGUGGUCUUCACCCAUCUGGUGCAGACCCCCGCAGGGCCGCAGGGGAUCGUGGGAGAGCAGGAGCUGCUGUCGUACUGCGGCGGGGCAGAGAAGCUGUCCUUCCCGUUUCGCCCUGAGGCUCUGUACAUGCAUCCCGUCAGCGGACGAGUGUAUCACCCCUGCACAGAGCGCUCAGGGGGGGUCGGCCUGGUCCGCUCGGCUCUGGCCAUCGAGUUCAGCUCAUUCUUUGUUUAUGCUCCAGAGAACGGCCAAUCGGGACAGCCUACACAUUUCCUGUGGGGAGGACAGAAGCGCACACUGACCAAUGAGCUCGCAGGAUGUUUCCCCGUGGCUGAAGAGGGCGGCGGACAGCAGGGAGAACUGGGAUAAUGACCACAACUGGUCAAAGGUAUACUUUAGUCUCUGAAAGUUUCAACUGUUCAUCCACAUAUUAGGACUUCCCCGUAUUGACGGUGGGAAAAUACAACCACUGUGUCCCACGUGGACACCUGUGCUCACCGCCUGGUUGUUACUGAGGGGAAGCAUGGGCCGAUUUGUCCUCCUGUCCAAGUUUAUAUGAUGUGUAAGAACUGGAACGUCAUUCGCCGAUUAUGCAGAUUUCGUUGGUUUAAUCAGUGGUUCCCAACCUCCUCCUGCUUGAAACGCCUUCAAACAACCCAGUGUCUACCUGCAUCCCCUCGUCACAGGCUGCAGUUCAAACAGUUAUAUUCUCUUUAGAGUCCCUAGAUGUGUUUUAAUCAAAUUUAGAGUCUUGAAAAGACAAAACAAUGCAGUGUGUUACCAGCAAAAAGGAGAGAUAAGUGAAAAGUCUGAAAAAAUAAACAAACUUUUGUUUUGCAACCACUCAGAUUUAUUAUGUGACCCGUUGGGUUGGGAACGACUGGCCUAAAGCUACAGGGGCUGAGGUGGCGUCGGAGGCUGAGAGCUGCUCUUUUUAAAUGUCGUGUGACACAAAUCUGGUAGAAAACAGUUCUAACAAUACGCACAAGUCUAUUCAGUAUCACAGUCAUCUUCCAGUUCGAUGUAUUUCAACUCAGACUUGUGUCAUCACAUCUAAAGAUAAAGUCCUAUCACAUUCAAGUAUGAUAUGAUCAAGAAAAUCUUAAUAAACCCAGAGCCAAACAUGAGUUAUUCCAUCAAGGUUGCUGAAUAGAGCCGAGCAGUUACUUGGUACAUUGGGUACAGAUGGUUAUUUACCAAAUACCUAAAAAUCUUAUCCAAAACAAUACAUACAAAUACAGCAACAUUUAUAGAAACAACUACAGUGUCUCUGUAGAUGCAGGAAAUACAUGCUUACAUAAACAAAACUACCAGUAGACCGGCAUGUUUGCAUAGGUAGAAAAUGCAAAUUUAAAUCCAACAAUAUUAACUUAUAAGUGAUGUAUAACAACAGGAACGUUUUUUGGCAACUGAAAUGCACUCUGGCAAAUAGCAACAACCUUGUUACAAACAUUUUGAAAUAUACUACUGACGAUUUUAUGGGCAGAUUGGGACCUGAAUAAAUAAGAUACUCUGAGCGUCUCGUUUUCUGUGUUGUUAUGUCACAUCGUUGACAGAAAAUGUCACAACAGGUGGAGUUUUCACUGCAGAUCUUGACACACCUCUCUGUCACAUGCAGAGAUGAAAAGUUUACUCAAAUACAGUA
Molecule: messenger RNA, 2516 nt
Organism: Xiphias gladius (swordfish)
Lineage: Eukaryota; Metazoa; Chordata; Actinopteri; Istiophoriformes; Xiphiidae
Gene: c6h8orf82
Product: chromosome 6 C8orf82 homolog
Exons: 5
Coding region: 530-1240 (236 amino acids)
Source: RefSeq, a predicted model, not a curated record